Molecule: messenger RNA, 1247 nt
Organism: Hymenoscyphus albidus
Lineage: Eukaryota; Fungi; Ascomycota; Leotiomycetes; Helotiales; Helotiaceae
Source: the annotation of a GenBank genome assembly
AUGCAAUUCAAGUCCCUUCUUCUUUCCGCCCUUGCGGCUACUGGAGCUCUCUCGGAGGUUGUUCACAGAGAAUGUGGUACCUCUGAGCCCACAGAGGAGCAAUUCAACGUCUCUCUGAAGAUGGCCGAGAAAGAAGAAAUGUCUCGUGCUGCUGGAAAUGUCACCGCCGAUGCUAUCUCAGUCAAGGUGUACUUCCACGUUUUGGCUUCAUCCAGCUCCGUCAGCGGUGGUUACAUUAGUGUAAGUCUCCUAUUUCGCUUAAUCAACAAUACUGAUGCCAGAAAUAGCAAGCCACCAUCAACCGACAACUUGCUGUUAUGAACACUGCUUAUGCUCCAUACGCUAUCUCCUUCACUAUGGGAGGUACUGACUGGACUAUCAACACUGCUUAUGCAAAGUAAGAGAUCCCAUCAUUCCAUAUUUAAACGACAGAACUUUCGGAACAAGCAUCUUCAUUGUCACAAAUUAUCUUGGUUGGUCAAGGAACGCAGACUUCAUUUAUCUUAAACAGUUUGGACAAUCAAAAUGAUUGUUCGAAGCUUCCCAGUACAAUACCUAGUUUAGCUUUGAAUACUGACUUUCCUAUAGCGAUCAAUCAGAGUUGGCAAUGAAGAGAGCUCUCCGAAAAGGAACAUACGCCGAUUUGAACUUGUACUUCGUUCCAAACAUGGAUUACCUCGGAUACUGGUACGUAUUCUCACCCGCAAGGCGAUGAAUAUUGGUUUCAAAUUUCAAUCGCCCUUUCAAAAGAAACCACUUACUAACUUCUCACCUACAGCUACUUCCCAACCACUGCGCCCUCAGGAAGCACCGACUUUUACUAUGAUGGAUGCACCAUUGCAUCUGGCACCGUUCCCGGGGGUGCUGAGACCCAAUACAACGAGGGUCAAACAGCCACCCACGAAGUUGGUCAUUGGUUCGGUCUUUACCACACCUUCCAAGGUGGCUGCUCUGGAACCGGAGACUCGGUCUCGGAUACUCCCGCUGAGGCUUCUGCUGCUUCAGGAUGCCCAAUUGGACGAGACACAUGCUCCGGAGGCGGUGUAGACCCAAUCCACAACUACAUGGACUACACUGUUGAGUACGUUCUCCCUACUUCGAUCCCCUUGCCAACUCUGCAUCUUUGAUGUCAGAAACUCUUGCAUAGAGAGAUGCUAACUAUGAAUAGUUCUUGCUAUGAGGAGUUUACCGCUGGUCAAUCCACCCGCAUGAACAGCUUCUGGAGCCAAUACCGUGCUGGCAAAUAA